UAUACUAAAAAUGAUUAAAAAAAUAGAUAUCUGUUUUACAUAACCUGUGCGUAAAGGUCCACGAACAAAAGUUGUAAACAUUGGCCGAAAUGAGUAGUAGACUGAAUUCAUAUGGAACUCAAAAACAUACACACAAUGAGUUAGAAGAUUUGGAGGAAGCUUAUAGGUUUAUCAGUCAGUGGAAACCAUCAUCAGAUGUAUUUGCACUGAAGAACUUUCCGUAUGCCAUAUCAGCACUGGGAAGCUGCACAGCUGCUUACAUUAAUGCACACUACAGAAAGGUUGUCAAGCUGCGUCACCAUGCCUUUGUUGCUAGUCUCAUCCCUGUGGUAGUCCUGCCACCAUUGGUUGGCACACUUAUGCAUCAUCAUUUUAUUCAGCGUCCCUUGCUGCUGCAGAAGUUCCAAUGUCCUGUUUGUUUGGAGCUUAGAGCUGGGGGUAUUCAGCUCUUUGCAGGCUUCAUUUACCCUAUGGUGUUAGCCCCUCUGGCUGCCUUUCAGUUUGCAUCAAGAUUAUAUACAUAUUCUCUGCCAGACAUAUCGCAGCCAAAGGCACUGUUUAAAGAAUUUAUCAAAAUGACAAGACCAAUAAAGUCAAAGCUUUAUGUAUUAGCUGGAAUACAGCUGGCAGCUGGCAUGCUCUGGACUCACUGGGAAGCUCACAACCUCUUUACCGUAAUGUCAAAGCUUUCUCACAUGGAGGAAGUUGUCAGGAAGCACCAUGAAGAGCAGAAGGAGAAAGAGGAUUCUGUUUUCUGAGUUAAAAGAUAUAUAGAGAGAGAUUCAUAUAAGAUGCAUUGUGUAUAAGUUCGGUUGAUAGUGAUGUAUAUCUUCUAUGAACUUAUAAAAAGUCAGCAAAAGAUUUGUGGGUAUUCUACUUGAAAAAAUUGUUGUGAUGUGUAGUACAGCUUUGUUAUUUUCUUUAUAACUUUUUAAACUGAAAAAGAAUUCCCCCCACAGUUUUUGUUAAAUAUUUAUACUGUAUAUUUUUUGUAAAUACAAUGUAUAACAAAGUAUUUA
This is a messenger RNA of Penaeus vannamei (Pacific white shrimp), 1019 nucleotides long. The record is from RefSeq and is a predicted model, not a curated record. NCBI's taxonomy places the organism in Eukaryota, Metazoa, Arthropoda, Malacostraca, Decapoda, Penaeidae.